Messenger RNA from Plasmodium relictum, 1179 nucleotides. Its product is annotated as conserved Plasmodium protein, unknown function. The coding region runs from base 1 to 1179 and encodes 392 amino acids. Lineage: Eukaryota; Apicomplexa; Aconoidasida; Haemosporida; Plasmodiidae. The transcript has a single exon. The record is from RefSeq and is a predicted model, not a curated record.
AUGUGGAGUAUUUUUACCAAUGAAGAUUUAUCAUUGAACAUAGAGAAAAAAAAAGAAGAAAAAUAUUUAAAAAAAAUUAAAAAAAGGAGAUCUUUUGAAAAAAUUGGAAAUAAAAAUCUUUUGAGCAAAAGAUCUUUUGGUUCUCUUUCUCAAUAUGAUAGCAUAAAUUUUAAUAAAACAUUAGAUAAUAGAAAAAGAACAUUGAGAAAAAAUUUUCGAAAAAAUUAUAGAAUAGUACGAACAAAUUUAUUAAAAUUAAUAAAAAUAAUAAAGAAAUUUCCAGAAGCAAAAAAUGAAGAGGAUAGACCUGAAAGUGAAAAUGUAACUAUUGAUUUAGAAUUAAUUAAGAAAUUAAAUAAAAUUAUUAAUAAAAUAGAUGUAGAACAAUUAAAGUCAAAAAAAAGAAUAAGAAAAAAUAGAUUUAAAAAUUCAGAUGUAUUAAAAAGUAAAUUGUCAAAAAAAAGUUUUCCAAGUAAAAUAUUCCCAAUUCAAAGCAAGAAUAGUUUUAAAAGUAAUAUAAAUAUAAUAAAAAAGAAAUAUUCGAAACGAAACUUACUUUUAAGUACAGCUAAUAAUUUAAAAAAUAUCCGCAAACAAAAUUCUUAUGAAAAUAUGGGAUUAUUAUAUAGCAAUAAUUUAAAAAAUAAUUAUUAUUAUUAUAUGAAUUUAAAAAAUAAAAAACAGAAAAAUUCUAAUUUUUAUAAUGACACUAAUAAUUUAUUAGUAACUGAUUUUUACAUGUAUUCUACAUUAAACGCGAGUUUUAAUAGGUUCAAUUCUUUGAAUAAAAAAAAAAAAAAAUCACAUUUACUAAAUUCUAAAGGAAACAGUAUUUAUUUAAAAAAAGAAAAUGCUUUAUUGGGAUAUAAUAAUUUUGAAAAAAAUAUAAAAAAUAAUAGUUUACAAAAUAUAUCUUAUCCAAAGAAUUAUACUUUACUUAGUUAUCCUUAUCUUCAUAAUUUAACUGAACACUUUUAUUCACCAAAUAAAAAAAAUAUUUAUUCAAAUAAACAAAAAUUAAAAAAGUUUGUAAAGGAUGAAAAAAUUAGAAGUUUAUUAAGAACAGCAACAAAUGAAGAUGAAUUACUAAAAGCGAUUAAUGUGGCUAAGGUAGCAGGCCUGGAUUUUGAAGCGAAAUUGGGUAAUAAAAAAUUACAAAAAUUGAAGUCUAUUAGUUAA